GCAUCCCCGUCCACCCAUGGUCACGCAGGACGCCACACCGGACACUAUCAAGCCCCGCCAUCUCUCAUUCUUGUCCAUCGAUGAGUCGCCGGCGAAUUACGAGCUGACGCAUCUGCCCAAGCCACAUGACAAGUCCAAGACGGCGCAUCCAAACCAGGACGACAGUGGCGACUCGGACGAAGGAGAUGACGCCGGCGACUCUCCGUUGCCCAGCGGAAGCAAGCGAAAGCGAGCGAAACGAGCGAUUGCAGGCGAUCUCAGCCCUGUUACCGGCGCGACGGUGGUGGUCCCACCAACGCCGCGUAUUGAAGCCAAUGUCGUGAUCGUCCAACAGCCUCCGACCACGUGGAACUGGCGCAACAACCACCCGACGCUCAAGUUCGACAUGCAUCUUGGCCUCGUGGCCUCGAGCAAUCCGUGCAAACUUCUACCCCUGGAUGACCGAGGGUUCACCUUGUGGCUCAUGAACGAAGACGGAAACGGGAUGUUUGGUCAUUUCAAAUUGCAAUGGACGGCGGAUGACAGAUCGGGGCCAACCGUGGCGGUGAUGCACGCAAUUCUGGCUGUGGACACCGCCGCCCCCCCCAAGGACGACCAGAUUAUUCGCAUUUACGUGUCGUACACGGACUCGAAGCGAUACAACGCGCACCCGAUGGAGUCGGACGACAUCGUUGUGCAAGGCGUUGGCCAGCUUCAUUCCAGCGCCUUGUCCCCCAUUCCAAGUGGUCCCGUCUGCGACGAACCAACGCCCCCCUCAACCUCUCCCUCCAAUUCGUCCAUGAGUCUUUCGUACAGCUCACCAUUGCCAAGUGCACCGUCUUCACCAGAUCUAGUGGCUUCUUUUGCCACCGCACCCCCGGAGUUCGUCAUGAACUGGGCCAGUGACGCUGCCACCCUUCUCUCCAAGUUGCAAUCGCUUCCCGUUCGUGGAACCCUGUUGAACUUUUGUCCAACGUGCGGCCACGAGCAGUCGUUGGAGCUUCCGAUGGUUCACAGCCGCACAUGCUCCCUCAAAGCGUUGCUGGCUCAAGUCGCACGUACACUGCUUGAACGACAACAGUUGUCGACGUUUUGACUUGUCUGGACUAGAACAUUCGUGGCUGUCGGCCGUCGACGAGAGCGACCCACUGCCGCAGCACCACUCACUCGCAUACAUGGCACUCGACGCCACACCUGACUUGAUGUCGCUUGCCGACUGGUCAUUGCCACAAGAGUUGAGUUUGAUGAGCCUUGAAGACGACGACUCGAUCAUCAACAUCCUCGACGCCGCCAUCGCAACACCACCUCCCGAGUAGAUAGCAGCCAAGACCACAACGAGGAUGUUUCUAUUUUAUCGUGAUAGUUGAAUCGACUGCCGUGUGUUGAUCCCGAGCAGGAAGUCCUUCAAUGUGUACAUGAUGGAGCUGAAGCCGUCGCAUCGGACCGACGCCGACCCUCGAGCCAUGAGGUGUCGCGUCACAAAGAGAAGUCGAUUGAGCCAGUUUUGAAGUCCUAGGAUUCGAGUUGGACGAAGAGAAUUGGAUGCGACCAGACCUGUUUUUCUGCAGCGAACAAGCAGGUCUUUCCCCCCAGGUACCAAGUGCACCAAAACGUUUGGCCAUCGCUUUGGAAAAGGAUGUGACACGAAAAAGGUGAGCAUGCACGAGCAAAAUUCACAGGAUUGGUGGCGGUGGGCAUCGAGAAUACAAGCAAGCAGGGCCAAGCGGAAGGUCCGACAGUCGGAAUAUCGAUGUUGGACUUGGAAAUGCGGUUGUCUCGAUGCAUUGUGACCAAUGUCCGACCCUGUCAGGUACACGUCGAGCGAGUACACAACCGUGGAUCGACCUGGUGCAUCGUCGCAUCGAACGAUCUUAUGUGUUUCGAUAUGAAUAUGCUCGAUGUCGUUGAGCGCCACGGCAUACUUGGACCAGAGAGUCGUCACACGGUCAAUGACGGAGCUUCGCUCCGUCGACACGAGGGACCGGGACACUGAUCUGCAAUUGGACAACAAGCUGCAUUCCAGAUCUUGCCAUGCGGCGUCAUAACUGCUCAAGCACUGAUGGUGAUCUGUUGCGUAGCUGUCGAUUUCAUGUGCAUCGUCCAUCGCGGCCCGUCCGCGCUGUUUAGCGUGGAAAGGUUGCGCGGG
Molecule: messenger RNA, 2125 nt
Organism: Aphanomyces invadans
Lineage: Eukaryota; Oomycota; Saprolegniomycetes; Saprolegniales; Verrucalvaceae
Exons: 3
Coding region: 17-1075 (352 amino acids)
Source: RefSeq, a predicted model, not a curated record